Messenger RNA from Kwoniella botswanensis, 285 nucleotides. RefSeq lists its product as uncharacterized. The record is from RefSeq and is a predicted model, not a curated record. Bases 1 to 285 code for a protein of 94 amino acids. NCBI's taxonomy places the organism in Eukaryota, Fungi, Basidiomycota, Tremellomycetes, Tremellales, Cryptococcaceae. The transcript is spliced from 3 exons.
AUGUCCAAUCUCAUCGAAGGACUUUUCCAUACCAUCCAAGGUAUCUUCCAAAGUAUCUUCGCUGUCAUUCAAUCAUUCUUCAACAUCAUCUUCUCUCUAGUCCAUGGUGUCACUUCGUUAAUUUGGAAUACACUUGAGAGUGUUGCGGAAUUCAUUGGAGCUUCAGUUCAUUUCGUCAUUUCGAACAUUGUGAUCCUCGGUUUGAUCGCUGUUGGAUUAGUCAUUUACAAUGAUAGGAAUAAGAGGGGUACGUUGGGUAACGAUUUCAAGAAGAAGGCCCAAUGA